CAUCCACAGUCCUUGAUUGGACAAUGACAGAGCUACUAAGACAUCUAGACAUCAUGCACAAACUCCAGGAUGAGGUGAGAUCAAUUGCAGGUUCCAAAACCCACAUCAUAGAGGAUGAUUUGGAAGCAAUGCAUUAUUUGAAAGCAGUGAUCAAAGAGACUCUUCGUUUACAUACUCCAGCUCCAUUACUAGUUCCCAGAGUCUCGAGAACACAAGUGGAGAUCAAUGGCUAUGAAAUCCAACCAGGUUCUCAUGUCUAUAUCAAUGCCUGGGCUAUUGGAAGAGACCCAAUUUCAUGGGAAAGACCCGAAGAGUUCGACCCAGAUAGGUUCUUGAGAAGUGAUGUGGAUUAUAAAGGCCAUGAUUUCAGGUUGAUUCCUUCUGGAUCUGGAAGAAGGGUUUGUCCUGGAAUUCAAUUUGCCAUGGCUAUCAAUGUCAGGAUCUGUCCAAAAUUCAUCACCGGAAUCCUAGACAAGCUCUGA
Molecule: messenger RNA, 482 nt
Organism: Ziziphus jujuba (common jujube)
Lineage: Eukaryota; Viridiplantae; Streptophyta; Magnoliopsida; Rosales; Rhamnaceae
Product: cytochrome P450 736A117
Exons: 1
Coding region: 24-482 (152 amino acids)
Molecular function (GO): oxidoreductase activity, acting on paired donors, with incorporation or reduction of molecular oxygen; monooxygenase activity; iron ion binding
Source: RefSeq, a predicted model, not a curated record